CAUUUCAUGUGUAGGUACCAUCAUCAUCCUUUGAAUGAAUUUCAUUUUCUUCUGCCGUUCUACCAAGUUCUACUCAGAGUCGCUGCUUCGAACAGCUUCAUCGUCGUUUUUGCUUGCCUAACUUGUGGCACCGGUGAGGUGCAUCGUACGCUAUCGCCCUUGCGUACGUAAGGGAUAGCGUUGGUGAUUCUGCGCACGCGUAACACAUAAAGAGUGCCUAUCGCGCAGUGCACAAAACCCCCACGCUAUCCCUUACGUACGCGAAGGCAAUAGCGUACGAUACACUAAAACUCUCUACUGUUGCUGUACACGCUAUUCUCCGCUUGUCUAUUGAGCAACGUAAAUCACAGUCCCAUCCAUCAUGUCCGAAAAAUGUACUACUUUCUGAGGUUCCGUGACAUUUCAUCGAAUCGGUGGCCGCCGCUUUUUCUUGCGGCAACGUGUGAUCAUACGUAAAAAACUCUCCUGACCUAACCUUGGUCAGGCGUCGAUGAAACGGCGUUCGACGAAACGGCUUUCGACUGUUGACACUGCGUCGCAAUAGAACAACGGAAAAUAAAAUCCCUCCGCAAGCAUGACUUUGUCAUAAAUGCUACAUAGCACUUUUUUUUCACCUCAUCCCGCACAAAAAAAGAAAUAUAAAAAAUGUGACGGCACUUGCUUGCAGCGCCCCUAUACUGAGUGGAGAUAUUGUGACACAUUCACAGCUGUUCCUCUGGAUGAAAGAGAACUGUGAUAGUGAACGCGUUGUGACUCUCCGCCGAGAACCAUACGGUUGGAAAAGAAACUAGUCAAGGUGAAGCACAAUCGGGCAAGCUCCAUCCAGGGCAAUAGGAGGGGACCAAUUCAAGCCUAGGCGACCUCGCAGCACGGCAAUAAGGAUGUGACAGCGAAACGGAUCUCACGGACUGUACGGGAAGCCAGAAAAAGCAGAGUCUACGGAGCGUCUUAACACUCAUGGCCGAAACGUCAGAGACAACAUUCUAAGGAGGUCCUUCCAGAGGUUUCUUCAGGACACCCCCAGCAGGAAGAUGUCUCAUUAGGGACUCGGCCAGUGCGCGAUGGAAGUGUCUUUCAUUCUGUUUCGUUGAAACCGUGGAAGAUAUCCCCGUGCUACAGUCUUUCUGUUAUCCUUUGUACGAGCACGGAGCAUUUUGAGACGAGAUGCCAUUCUUGGAAAUAAUGAUGUAAGCAUGCUUUAUGCUAUUCCCAAACCUAAGAGGGAAAGCAAGGACAUGCGGAAUUUUGUCUUUGGGUGCAUCCUGAACACGCCGACAAAACGCCACUCGUCUUGGAGCACAUGAUGACUAAAGGAUUGCGGACCGUAGACUGAGGACUAUUCAUCCAGUCAGUCGUCCCGUCGUGUUGUAAAUUUAGGAAGAUUACGUAUUUCCAUGCGUCGCAAUCAAGGGUGCUAUACAACCAUACCUGCAAUGAGAACUCGUCCAGGGCGAAGAAACGUAGCUCUUCAAGACAACACUUGGUACUCAUCUGUGUGCUGUGUGAAACCCCGGGAUGUCUAGGACGGCGCUCAAGUGCCUGGAUCGUGCCUUUAGUCUCCUCGUGGUUUGUCCACUCGUAGUCCUGUACUGGAGAGGUGUGUGGUCCCUGACAGAUAAGUUUGUGCUGCCACACUGUCGUCUGCUCAGUGGUUGGGUCACUUGGGCAGCGGGAUUCACGGUCGUCUUCCUUCUGACAGCAGUUCAAGGCGCAACGAAGAAUCUUGCAGCUAGACAGCCUGGUUAUGUACAGAUAAUAACCCGUAUACAACAGGCGUUAUGCGGUGUCGCGUCUGUCUUCGCUUGGAGGGGAUUCUGGCUUAUCGAAGACGUCUACCUUGGCAUCAGCUUAGGGUCAUCCACCAUUACCUUCGCUGUGCCUUUGAUUAUGCUGCUGCUGCUUCGGUCCUUAAGAAACGCAGCAGAAUCUUCACCAUUGGUGCUCAUAAUAGACGACGCAAGUGACUGUCUCGAUAUACCUACGCGCUUCCAAACAAAGGUUCGUGACAGCAAGACACGGUAUCUUGCCGAUUGCUUCAUUUCUGUGUUCGUCAUUGGGACGUUAAACAUCAGCGUUUGGAGAGGAUUGUGGUCUUUCUUGGACCAAGUGAUACUGCCCAUAGACCUUCUGUCAUCCGCGGUUGUUUCGUUAGCUAUUGGAUGUGUGCUCACUCUCAGUAUGUUCAUAGCAGAACCAGUUCUCAUCAGGGUGCACAAUAUCUUCCGUGCGUGGUCCAGUAGACGAAGAAAACUGUGGCUGCUCAUGCUAGAAGACGUCUGGUCGUUCUUUGGUACUCUCGCUGUUGUUACGACUUGGCGGGCUGUCUGGAUGGUAGCGGAUAUUUACUUGGGGCUGGACGUCCCGUGGACAUUCGGUUCGACCGUGGCGAGUGCUUGGCUAUUAAGUGUAUUGUGCUGUUCUUGUACCAUACCAGGAGUCGGCACUAUCACGGACGGACAACCUCCCGAGAGGGGCGGCCCAGCUUUACCGUUCCGCAUCGCAUACUUCACGGCCAUCACCAGGGAAGGUGAAGUGGUGCAACAACUAGAUGCUGAAGCUCCUAUGAUAAACUAAAGAAUAGUCAAGGACCCACAACUUAUGGCUACAAGGACUCUUGUGUGCAGUAAAAACUGAACGGACAUAUCUAGAUCAUGACCAAGACCAAUUUCACACCUCACACAUUUUGUACAUCAACACAAUCACAGCAGUACGCUGUGCAAAUCAUUCACAUCUAAGUGUUUAUUUCUGUUGUUGAUGAUGAAACUUGAGGACAAUCUUGCUUUGACUCAACAGGGAUGUGACAUGAUUGUGUUCAUGAGCAUAGGAAGAUGCUGUUUUGUACAAGGAGAGUCAUUAUUUUCAUUGCAUUAAAGACAUGUGCAGCUGCUAUACUAUAAUUUUGUACCGUGCAAUGUGUGUACUCUAACAUUGAGCACAAAGGACACAAUAAUUAAUGUGCGAUACAUGUUUUACAUAAUUCCAAUAUCACAAAUUCUGAUAUUCAUUCCCAUGAAACAGUGGUGCAACCUGUGCUUGUGAGCCUUAAUAAAUGUAAAAAUAGA
Ornithodoros turicata is the source of this 3062-nucleotide messenger RNA. RefSeq lists its product as uncharacterized. The record is from RefSeq and is a predicted model, not a curated record. Lineage: Eukaryota; Metazoa; Arthropoda; Arachnida; Ixodida; Argasidae. Gene Ontology annotation, cellular component: presynaptic membrane. Gene Ontology annotation, biological process: clustering of voltage-gated calcium channels; neuromuscular synaptic transmission; neuron-neuron synaptic transmission. Bases 1516 to 2574 code for a protein of 352 amino acids. The transcript has 6 exons.